Messenger RNA from Pelobates fuscus (common spadefoot toad), 3387 nucleotides. It is a transcript of the gene DIS3L, whose product is annotated as DIS3 like exosome 3'-5' exoribonuclease. The transcript has 17 exons. NCBI's taxonomy places the organism in Eukaryota, Metazoa, Chordata, Amphibia, Anura, Pelobatidae. Gene Ontology annotation, cellular component: cytoplasmic exosome (RNase complex). The record is from RefSeq and is a predicted model, not a curated record. Gene Ontology annotation, biological process: rRNA catabolic process. Gene Ontology annotation, molecular function: RNA binding; 3'-5'-RNA exonuclease activity. The coding region runs from base 183 to 3305 and encodes 1040 amino acids.
UGCUCAGCCUCAACCAAAACAAACUCUACGAGGCGCGCUCGGCCGGGGGCGUGUCCUGCUCCGUGAGUGGGCGUGUCUCUCAGCGCUUUUGGGCGCCGUUUCCAUGCCCGCGGAAGUUAUACUCUGUUCGGCACGCUGAUGUAGGAUAGUCCGUGGUUUGAAGACUCAUGUAGGCCGCAGUGAUGCUGAAAACCGAGAGGAUUCUCCAUCUGAAAGUCCAGCGAGGCCGGAGAGUGCGAGCCGUGCGGGAGCAUUACCUGCGGGAAGACGUGAGCUGCGGGAGCCCUCUGUGUCAGAGCUGUGCCAGAGAUGGCAAGCUAUUGUCUGAGGAGCUGACACACUAUGUGGUACCAGAUUGCCGUGUGCUACAGGAUUACCAGGAGGUGUUUGAGUUUCCAGAAUUGCGUGGAAUAAUUUUCAUGCAAACUGCAUGUCAGGCUGUGCAGUUUCAAAGAGGACGCAGACAGUAUAUAAAGCUGCGUUCCAUAGUCCGUGAUGCUCGCCGUGACUGCAUUCUGUUCUCAAAUGAAUUCCAACAUCAUGCUUACCUCCCUCGAGAGAUCGGGGAGCUUGCAGAGGAUUGGCAAACCAGAUGCAUUUAUAAUUCCUGUGUGUGGUACUACCAGCACUGCCACAGGACAAUUCCUGUUGUUAUGGUGACAGAGGACGAGGCAGUUAUCCAGAAGUAUAGUAAUGAGACUGGAGGGGUGUAUGUGAUCUCAUUUAAGAAUUACCUUGAAACAUUCUGGCCAGAUCUGAAAGAGGCAGUGGAACUCUAUGAAUCUCUCAGACAGUCUCAACACGAGCGGGAGGUGGAAAGCCGAGAGAAGAAUGGCAAGGAGUACCAAGAGCAUUUGCCAACAGAGAUUUUGGAAGCUGGUAUCAAGUCUGGGAGGUACAAACAGGGUAUCCUCAAUGUGAACAAACAUCGGUCUCAGCUAGAAGCUUUUGUACGUCUCCAGGGCUUUGGUGGCAAAGAUACAGACCUGCAAAGUGAUUUACUGGUUCAUGGCAACAAGGCUCGGAACAGAGCAAUCCAUGGAGAUUUGGUGGCAGUGGAGCUUCUUCCAAAAUCUGAAUGGAAGGGAAAAACUGGAGCACUUUGUGAGAAUGAGGAGGAUGAGCGGACUGGGGACUCACAGACAGAAAUUAUGCCAACAGGCCGUGUUGUGGGUGUGCUUCAGCGGAAUUGGCGGGAUUAUGUGGCAACCUUGCCUUCCCAAGAAGAGAUUCAGACUCGGGGCAAAAACACUCAGAAGAUCUUGGUGAUACCUUGGGACUACAGAAUACCCAAGAUCCGUAUCAGCACCCAGCAAGCCGCUGCCUUGCAGGAUUAUCGGGUGGUUGUGAGGAUUGACUCCUGGGAGUCAACAUCCCUGUACCCCAAUGGACAUUUUGUACGCACCCUGGGACGUAUUGGAGAUUUGGAGGCUGAAGUUGCUGCUAUCUUGGUAGAGAACAGUGUUGGCGUUAAUCCAUUCUCUGAGGCACAGCUGGCUGAAAUGCCCACUAACACCCCUGAUAACCCUUGGAGAGUUGAUGAGAAUUUCAGUGGACGUUUGGACCUGCGUAGGACUCAUCUGGUUUUCAGUAUUGACCCACAGGGCUGUGAAGAUGUGGACGAUACACUUUCCAUUCGGGCUCUUCCUACCGGGUACUUGGAGCUGGGUGUGCACAUUGCUGAUGUCACACAUUUUGUACAGGCUAAUUCCUACACUGACACAGAGGCUCGAGCUAGAGCUACCACAUAUUACCUCGCAGACAGACGCUAUGACAUGCUACCACCAAUCCUAAGCGCAGACCUCUGCUCUCUUCUGGGAGGUGUAGACAGAUACGCAGUCAGUGUAAUCUGGGAACUGGACAGUAAAACCUAUGAGAUCCGGAGAGUGUGGUACGGUAGGACCAUCAUCCGCUCAUCCUAUAAGCUUAGUUAUGAGGUGGCUCAGCAGCUGCUGAAUGGUGACCUGGAACCUCUGAACACAGAUUCUGAGCUUCAGCCUCUUUCUCAGAACCCUGCACGUCUGGAGCAGCUGUUGUGGGCACUGCGCAAGCUAACAGAGGUAGCACAAGCUGCAAGAUUCCGGAGAGACAUCAGUGGAGCUCUAGAGUUGGAAGGAGUUGAGGUACGGGUCCAACUUGGUGAGGAGCACAGCAUUGAUGAUCUGAUUCCUAAACAGCCCCUUCAAGUCCAUGAGACAAUUGCAGAAUGCAUGAUCCUGGCCAAUCACUGGGUGGCCAAGAAAAUUUGGGAGAGUUACCCCCAGCAGGCAUUAUUGCGUUUGCACCCACCUCCGCGCCAAGAAUUCUUCAAAGAGCUAAAAGAGUGCGCACAAGCAUGUGGGUUUACCAUUGACACAAGGUCAAAUAAGGCUUUGGCUGAUUCCCUUGAUAAAGCCAAUGACCCCACCGACCCUUUAGUUAACCGAUUGCUGCGGACAAUGGCAACACAGGCUAUGUCUAACGCUCAGUACUUUUCCACUGGCUCAUACACAGAGGAUGCGUUUUAUCACUACGGUCUUGCUCUGGAUAAAUACACACAUUUCACUUCUCCAAUCCGUCGAUAUGCGGAUAUCGUGGUACACAGACUGCUUCUAGCAGCCAUCAACAGUGGCUCAAAAGGUCAUUUGCUUGGGAACAAGGAUCUUGACGAGCUCUGCCGUCACAUCAAUGCUCGCAAUCGUGCAGCCCAACAGUGCCAGAAGCAGUCUGUCGAACUCUUCCAGUGCAUGUUCUUUAAAGACAAGGAUCCAGACAUUGACCCACGCUGCACCUGUGAUGCUAUAAUAUAUGCCAUUCGAACUAAUGGUGUGCUCCUCUUCUUGCCCAGGUAUGGUAUAAAAGGUGCAGCAUACAUGAAGAAUACUGAAGGCCUGGUGCUCUCUAGCAACGAAGAUGGAAGCUGUCACUGGACAUCUGGACAUUUGCAACGCCUCUCAGACCGAAUCACAGUCAGUGCACAAACUGGAAAGUCCACCUCCUUUUGCCUUUUUGACCAUGUGACUGUGCGUGUCAGAAUUCAAACCGCUCGUUUCCACCCAGAUAACAUUCGUUUAGAAAUAAUCGCCAACAAACCCCAUGUUGAUCCAGCAGGCCUGCCUUUAACCUCUAACAAUCUGCAUGUAAAAACUGAUUUAGUGAAGGAAGUUACACAAACUGUGUUGGAGGCUCAGCUGGCAGACGAAGAGGCUGAAGCACAAAAGUUGGACGUACAGAAUCGGGAGUACCGUCAAACACAGGGCCGUAGUCUGUACACUAUGCUGGAGGAGCUCAGAGACCUGGCACUGUUGGAUGUUUCAGGGGCUUAGAAAUGAUUACCCCACAGCAAAAAGGUUCAGGCCAAACAGUAUCUGCUUCCUCUCUGAAUUUUGCUUAAUUUAAAAAAAAAAA